AUGGGAGGACACUUCAAAGCCAAAGCCGAGCCAAUGAUCAGUACAAUCUCCGGGCCUAUGGAUGCCAAACAUGUGGGCGGUAUCGAUGUCACGGGCAACAUGGGUUCGGAGAUUGAUCACUACUUCACCAAGAGUGCCUUGGAACCUGACGAGCUUCCCUCGCAUACCUUCGUUGCUACUGGGAAAAUCGAAGUCCCAAAGAGAUCCGGCACCUUUGCGCACUCCAUACGCAGACCAAGCAUAUCGCUGCCAGCCACCAUCACACUCUCCAGAAGCAAAUCCAUCUCGCAUCAUGCAGAAGCACGAAAACCCCCGACGGUCGCAAAUGAAAGCCACAAGCCAUUUGCGAGAUCGGACAGUGUGAUGAGCGGCCAGUCACUCAGAAUGCGACCCAGCAUAUCGCGCUUACGGCAAAGAAUCGGAUUAGACAAAGAGAAAUCGUCCACUGCGGUCGGAAUCAUUCGCUCAGUCGAGAUUAAGACGAAAUCUGAACAUACCCAGACAAAUCGUGUACCAUCCUUGCGCGCUCAAGACUCUCGAGCUCGUGAUACUACUACUUCAUCUACCUCCUCUUCCCCAUCACAUCACACCCUCGCAAAAAUCAAUCCACCUCCGUCAGUUCCUCCCUCUACCACCAACACUACCAACCGUCCACUCCCACCCCCUCCCCAACGCACUUUAAACCACGCACCCAAACCGAACCCAACCACCUCCAAACCACCAACCGCUGGACCCCAUCCCAACCACGCAGAUCCCCGCACCGCACCACCACCAACACGUGCCAUCCCCAACCAGCAGCAGAACCCCAUUCCCUUCCAAGACAUCAUGGGCGUAGACAAUCUAGCCGAGCGAAUGCAUUUGUACAAGGCUACGCGCGAGUACUGGGCCUAUGCGGAUCACGACUUGGUGGCAUGGACGGGGCGGGCGGCGGCGCGGAAACCGUUGGGGUAUUAUUGUGGGUGA
Messenger RNA from Plenodomus lingam JN3, 963 nucleotides. RefSeq lists its product as uncharacterized. The record is from RefSeq and is a predicted model, not a curated record. Lineage: Eukaryota; Fungi; Ascomycota; Dothideomycetes; Pleosporales; Leptosphaeriaceae.